GUAAACAAAUAUAAAUUAAAUGUUGGUAUCAUCAAUGUUAGUAACAGAUUUGUGUAACCGAGUCAUAAAACUCAACCCUCUUCUUUGACUAUUCCUAACAUGAAAAGGUCAAUUCCCCCACAAUUUCAUUUUUCCACCUACUCUCCCAUUCCUUCAACUAUACUUUUUCAACCCUUUCAUUUUAUAUCUUUAUUUUUCUUUCCCUCAUAUAAUUAAUCAUAUAGUAUAUAUACUAUACAUGCAUGUUUGUUUAUAUACUAUGCAUGGAUUAGAAAGUAAUUAACCAAAGUAAUUAGCAUGGAAAACUCAAACAAAUCCAAGAAUUUGUUUCUUAAGUUCUUACCAAAAGCAGCUUCAGCAGUAAGCUUUCAAAACCCUCAAUUUAGUCCUGGAAGAGAUCAUCAUCACCACCACCACAACCACCACUCGUCCAAGGCUAAGGCCCACGCACAUAAAGGCUUCUCCGGGCCAAUCAACUACUCAGUGUUACCGGACGAGGCCCGAGAAAAGCCCAAAAAAGAUGGAUCAACCUAUGAAGCCCAUGAGCCCACCUCACCAAAGGUAUCUUGCAUGGGACAAAUCAAGUACAAGCACAAGAAAAAGAAGUUAAGAAAAAUAGCUUCUAAAAAUAAAACAAAUAAUGUCUUUUUAGAAGUUGAUCAUCAAAAAAUGCCAAGUACAAAAUCAUCGCCUUUUAGUAAGUUUUUCAACAAAUCAUUGAAGAAAUCAAAGGGUAGUCAUCAAAGUGAAGAACAUGGUAAGGAAGGUAGAAGAGCUACACUAGAUAAUAAUAAUCAAAAGAAGAAGAAUAAUGUGCCUUCUUUAGGCAUGAUGAACAAGUUUGCUAGUGGAAGGGAAACCCUAGCUAACUUUGAUUGGACGGCUCAGAUCGCUCCGUUAGAUCAUGAUCGAGAUUAUUAUUCUGAUGAUGAGGAGAUCAGGAGAGCUAAUAGCGACGACGAUGAUGAAGAUGAUAAUAGGGAGGUAAUAAUUCCAUACUCCGCGCCUAUGUUAAUAGGUGGAAGAUCAAGGGAUAAUAAUAAUGGUACAAAUGAUGUGAUUGGAGGAAGAAGGUUAUCUUUAGAACCAAGGAAAGAAGUUAAUCUUUGGAAGAGAAGAACUAUGGCUCCACCUCCUCCUCUUGCUUUGAAUUCCAACAAGGUUAGAUCAUGAGAUUAUAUUAUAAUUAGUUAAUUAUAUAUUAUAGAAAUAUAAGUAAUCAAUUUAUCAUACAAAAUACUAGUGUUUUUUUUUUUUUUUUUGUUUUCACUUUGCCUUGUAUGGAGUAUUUGAUUUUCAUCUUUAUUUUUUUUCUCUUGUAAGUUGUAAUUAAUUAGAUUGUUAUGUGUUAAUUACAAAUGUAUGUUUCCACAUGGACAUAAAUAUAUGGUGGAUUUUUGCAAUUUAAUGUCUUCAUUUAUUUUCACGUUACAGAAAUAACGAGCAAGAAUUCAAUGUAUGACAUUGUUGUUGAUAAGUUUAUUAUGUAAUCAUUUUGCAAAGAAAUGGAAGUUUUGGUUGGUUACAUGUACCAUGUAAUUAAGAGUAAUAAUAAAACCAUUAUGUACUACUCCUACAUAUUUUACAAUA
This is a messenger RNA of Chenopodium quinoa (quinoa), 1590 nucleotides long. RefSeq lists its product as uncharacterized. The coding region runs from base 298 to 1173 and encodes 291 amino acids. NCBI's taxonomy places the organism in Eukaryota, Viridiplantae, Streptophyta, Magnoliopsida, Caryophyllales, Amaranthaceae. The transcript has a single exon. The record is from RefSeq and is a predicted model, not a curated record.